Molecule: messenger RNA, 1342 nt
Organism: Apis mellifera (honey bee)
Lineage: Eukaryota; Metazoa; Arthropoda; Insecta; Hymenoptera; Apidae
Product: iroquois-class homeodomain protein IRX-6
Exons: 6
Coding region: 320-1279 (319 amino acids)
Biological process (GO): regulation of transcription by RNA polymerase II
Molecular function (GO): RNA polymerase II cis-regulatory region sequence-specific DNA binding; DNA-binding transcription factor activity, RNA polymerase II-specific
Source: RefSeq, a predicted model, not a curated record
GACAUACAUAUGAAUAAGAUGUACAACGAUUGAAGAAAAUUUUAUAAAUUUCUUCGUUGAAAUUUCUAAUUAUUACAUUUCCAAUUAAAAUUACGAUCGAGAUAUUUUCUGCAAUUCGUCCAUUGAAAAUUUUAAAUUGCUAUAAUUGCAAUCAUGUUGCCACCAGCUGCUAUGCACUUGGAACAAAAAGAAAGUACUGAAAAAAUGACAGAACGGAUCUCGCAAUUCGCGGAAUACAGAUUAUCGUCGUACAAUUUCUCCUUUAUCAUCAUCGACUAUAUCAUUUAAUGAUAAUUCAUCCUCGAUUCAGCAUGCGAAUAUGUUUGUAACAGCAAGAGAACGUUUUCCUUCGUCGAGCAGUACUGAUGAUGAUCAAAGCGGUUCUGAUACGGAACAUGACUCGAACGCAUUGCGCUCUAAGGUCCACUCUGGAAUAGUUCAUCAUUCCGGUACUCAUUCGGUGCGAAAGCGUCGGGGAAAUUUACCAAAGCAUUCGGUGAAGAUUCUAAAACGAUGGCUUUACGAGCACAGAUACAACGCGUAUCCAAGCGACAGCGAGAAGCUUACAUUGAGUCAAGAAGCAAAUUUGACUGUACUCCAGGUUUGCAAUUGGUUCAUAAAUGCCAGACGACGAAUUUUACCAGAAAUGAUUCGAAGAGAAGGUCAUGAUCCUUUGCAGUAUACAAUAUCUCGUCGUGGUAAAAAGAUGCCUGCAGGAAAUCAUCAACAAUCAUCCAGUCUUAAUUCAAGAUCUAAUCAAAAUUGGGAUUCGUUAGCUGGCAUGAGCGCUCCAAAACGUAGCAGAGAUCAUGAUUAUGAAGAUCAUGCUGGAUUAAUGUAUAGAAGCGAAGAGGAUAGUCCAAACGAUUAUGAGAGCAGUUCUCAUAGUGAAGAGGAACGUCCGUCAACACAGUGGCCAAGUGUAAUAGUCUAUCCUUAUUCGGAAGCUAAAAUUGAACAAAAUGUUAGUCAACUUGGUCCUUAUGACGAAACCAUUACGCAUCCGGCGCGGCGUGGAGAUGAUGAUGAAUCUUCCAUGGGAAAUGAAGCUGCAUAUUGGAGCGCGCCUAGACAGCACCUUAUUCAAACCUCUGAUGUACAACAUGAAACAGAAGUAUAUAGUACACGUAAGACUCACAGCCCACAUACAGAUGAAACGCCACCUCCAACACCACCCGAAGAGGAUAAAGACAAGUUCAAGUGUCUUUACUUGCUGGUUGAGGCAGCUGUUGCCGUGCGACAACAGGAAAAAGAACGUGAGGGGGCCGUACCGGUUUAACGAGAGCAGUACUUCUCGCAGCUUACAAUGAUGUUUUUUUUAACUUUCGAUUUUCCAUUAUUC